Messenger RNA from Rhincodon typus (whale shark), 3426 nucleotides. Its product is annotated as potassium channel subfamily T member 2-like. Bases 24 to 2975 code for a protein of 983 amino acids. Gene Ontology annotation, molecular function: intracellular sodium-activated potassium channel activity. The transcript is spliced from 26 exons. The record is from RefSeq and is a predicted model, not a curated record. NCBI's taxonomy places the organism in Eukaryota, Metazoa, Chordata, Chondrichthyes, Orectolobiformes, Rhincodontidae. Gene Ontology annotation, biological process: potassium ion transport. Gene Ontology annotation, cellular component: membrane.
GGUACACUACAUAGCUGGAAAGAAUGGUGGACCUGGAAAACGAAGUGCCUCCUCUUCCUCCAAGGUACAGAUUUCGUGAUUUGCUCCUUGGAGAUCAAGGUUGGCAGGCAGAUGACAGGGUGCAAGUUGAAUUUUAUGUGAAUGAAAAUACCUUCAAAGAACGUCUCAAGCUGUUUUUCAUAAAAAACCAAAGGUCAAGCCUAAGAAUACGUCUAUUCAACUUUUCUCUCAAGCUCCUCAGCUGCUUAUUGUACAUUAUUCGUGUCUUACUUGAUGAUCCUAGAGAAAGAAAUGGAUGCUGGGGCUGCUCCAAUCAAAACCACAAUCUCACCAACAUUGAGCGGUCCCCUAUAAUUUGGGUGGAUAGGAGUCUUCCCUUGUGGGGUUUACAGGUUACAGUGGCCUUGAUAAGUUUCUUUGAAACAAUGUUGCUGGCUUAUCUCAGCUAUAAGGGGAACAUUUGGGAACAAAUUCUACGAAUAUCCUUCAUCCUGGAGAUGAUCAACACCGUGCCCUUUAUCAUCACAAUAUUUUGGUCUCCAUUAAGGAAUCUAUUCAUCCCAGUAUUUCUGAACUGCUGGUUAGCCAAGCAUGCCCUGGAGAAUAUGAUUAAUGAUCUUCAUAGGGCUAUCCAGAGAACCCAAUCUGCUAUGUUUAAUCAGGUUCUUAUACUCAUAUCCACUUUACUGUGCCUCAUUUUUACCUGCAUCUGUGGAAUACAACAUUUGGAAAGAGCAGGGAAUAACUUGACCCUGUUUGAUUCACUUUAUUUCUGCAUUGUCACCUUCUCUACUGUGGGGUUUGGGGAUGUGACACCCCAGAUCUGGCCAUCCAAGUUGUUAGUGGUCAUCAUGAUCUGCGUUGCCCUUGUGGUGUUGCCUAUACAGUUUGAACAGCUGGCCUAUCUGUGGAUGGAGAGACAGAAGUCAGGAGGAAACUAUAGUCGCCACAGAGCUCAGACAGAAAAACAUGUUGUACUGUGUGUCACCUCGUUGAAGAUUAACCUGCUAAUGGAUUUUUUGAAUGAGUUCUACGCUCAUCCCAGAUUACAGGAUUACUAUGUAGUGAUACUUUGUCCUACUGAAAUGGAUUUACAGGUUCGAAGGGUGUUGCAAAUUCCAAUGUGGGCACAAAGGGUAAUUUACCUCCAGGGAUCAGCGUUGAAGGACCAAGACCUUCUCCGAGCCAAAAUGGAUGAUGCUGAAGCCUGUUUUAUCCUUAGCAGUCGAUAUGAAGUUGACAGGACAGCUGCUGAUCAUCAAACCAUCCUGAGAGCAUGGGCUGUCAAAGAUUUUGCGCCAAAGUGUCCCCUCUACGUUCAGAUACUGAAACCUGAGAAUAAAUUCCAUGUCAAAUUUGCAGAUCACGUUGUAUGUGAAGAGGAAUUCAAAUAUGCCAUGCUGGCUCUGAACUGCAUCUGUCCAGCCACAUCAACACUGAUUACUCUGCUGGUUCAUACCUCCAGGGGACAAUCGGCACCGUGGGAGGCAUUUAGACAACUAACUGGAACUAGGCAGACUCAAACCAGGGAUGGCCACCAAUCCCAUGAACAGUGGCAAAAGGUGUAUGGCAAGUGUUCAGGCAAUGAAGUCUAUCACAUUAAGAUGGAAGACAGCACAUUCUUCACAGAGUUUGAGGGGAAGAGCUUCACUUACACUUCGUUCCAUGCACACAAAAAGUAUGGAGCUUGUCUGAUUGGUGUGAAGAGGGAAGAAAACAGAAAUAUUUUACUUAAUCCAGGUCCUCGAUACAUCAUGAGUUCCACAGACAUCUGUUUUUAUAUUAACAUUACCAAGGAAGAAAACUCAGCUUUUAUAAAGCAAAAUGAACAAAGCAUAAAUAGUAUAUCAAAUACUAUCUAUCAUGGAGCUUCCAGAUUACCUGUUCACAGCAUCAUUGCUAGUAUGGAUGAUCUACUAAGAUGUGGAGUGACAUUUGCUGCCAAUAUGGUUGUGGUAGACAAAGAAAGCACAAUGAGUGCUGAGGAAGAUUACAUGGCAGAUGCCAAAACGAUUGUAAAUGUGCAAACGCUAUUUAGGUUAUUCUCCAGUCUCAGUAUUAUCACAGAACUGACACAUCCAGCCAAUAUGAGAUUCAUGCAGUUCAGGGCUAAAGACUGCUAUUCAUUGGCUUUGUCUAAACUUGAGAAGAAAGAACGUGAAAAAGGUUCCAAUCUAGCAUUCAUGUUCCGUCAACCAUUUGCUGCUGGGAGAGUCUUCAGCAUCAGCAUGCUAGAUACACUGUUGUACCAGUCAUUUGUGAAGGACUACAUGAUCUCUAUCACAAGGCUGCUUUUAGGACUGGAUACCACUCCAGGUUCUGGAUUUCUCUGUGCAAUGAAAAUCACAGAGGAUGAUCUAUGGAUCAGGACAUACGGUCGGCUUUACCAAAAGCUUUGCUCUUCAUCAGGAGACAUUCCUAUUGGUAUUUAUCGCACAGAGUCACAAAAACUCACAACAUCAGAGUCUCAAGUAUCCAUUAGCGUCGAGGACUGGGAAGAUACAAAAGAUUCCAAAGAGCACAUGAGUUAUUGCACCAAUCACUACCACCGGAACUCGACGUCUAGUGACCAAUCGGAUCAUCCUUUACUGAGGCGUAAAAGCAUGCAGUGGGCAAGGCGCCUUAGCCGAAAAGCACCAAAACACUCCAAUAAAAUAACAGAGAGGAUUAAUCGUCAGCGCAUGACGUUAUGCAAAAGGUCGGAGAGACAAGAACUGGCUGAAUUAGUAAAAACCCGAAUGAAGCACCUAGGCCUUUCGACGACAGGUUAUGAUGAAAUGAAUGACCACCAGAACACUCUGUCAUAUAUCCUCAUCAAUCCGUCACCAGAUAUGAGACUGGAACUGAAUGAUGUUGUCUACCUGAUCCGACCUGAUCCUUUGGCUUACGUACCAAACAGUAAACCCAGUUUCAAGAUCAGUGUCUGCAACAAUAGUGGGGGUGGACAGGACACAAAGGACGACACACAGCUUUAAUUAAUCACUCAAUGUUUUGCAGAAACAGAAGUGUUAAUGCAAGCUUUCAGCAAGAAGUAUUACAGUUUUCAGCAUUCCAUUAGAAAACUGGAUAAGAAACCAACAGGAUUGUGUUAUGAAAUUGUUGAAAACACUGUUCACUAUGACUAAAUCAAGUAAACAAUGUAUGGCAUAAUGCAGAGCUGAUUAAUCUGACUCACCGAUGAAGUCAAAGAAUGGUUCAAGCGAGCUUGGAGCUUUUCGUCAAUACCUAGCCUGUUAUCGUAUCAUUAUGGUCCUGUUUCUUAAAACAUCAGUAAUAACGUUGAAAAUGCAUAUAAUAGAGAAGAAACACAGUGAAGUGAAUUCUACUUACAGAUAUCCACCUGUUGCUGGUUUAUAAAAGACUAACAGCUAAUUAGUCCUCAACUAAUGUGCACUGGGAAUAUAACUCUGUCAAAGGGUGGGAGAA